Messenger RNA from Neofelis nebulosa (Clouded leopard), 513 nucleotides. RefSeq names its product endothelial cell-selective adhesion molecule-like. Lineage: Eukaryota; Metazoa; Chordata; Mammalia; Carnivora; Felidae. The record is from RefSeq and is a predicted model, not a curated record. Gene Ontology annotation, biological process: homophilic cell-cell adhesion. Bases 162 to 485 code for a protein of 107 amino acids. The transcript is spliced from 2 exons. Gene Ontology annotation, cellular component: adherens junction; plasma membrane. Gene Ontology annotation, molecular function: cell-cell adhesion mediator activity.
GAGGAGCACUUGAAGACUGCCAGUGUGGGGGAGGGGAUUGGCUGAGCCCGCGGGCACAGUGCAUACAUGUGAUAACCGGGAGGCGUCGUGCCCCACACCAGGUGUUGGCGUACAUCAGCAGGACCACGACAAGCAAACCUGGGGUAUCCCUGGUCUACUCCAUGCCCUCCCACAACGUGUCGCUGCGGCUGCAGGGCCUCCUGGAGAAAGACUCUGGGUCCUACCGCUGCUCUGUGAAUGUGCAAGACCAUCAAGGCAUAAAUAGGAGCCACAGCAGCAAAACUUUAGAACUCAGUGUGCUGGUUCCUCUAGCUCCUCCGUCCUGCCGUCUCCUGGGUGUGGCCCGUGUGGGGACCAACGUGACCCUGAGCUGCCAGUCCCCCAGGAGUAAGCCAGCUGCCCAAUACCAGUGGGAGCGGGCACCCCCAUCCGCCCAGGUUUUCUUUGCACCAGUUUUAGGUGAGGGAACUUCUGGAGACAAAUGAGUGUGUGGCUGGGGCAGGGAAGGAUGAG